Molecule: messenger RNA, 1500 nt
Organism: Saccostrea echinata
Lineage: Eukaryota; Metazoa; Mollusca; Bivalvia; Ostreida; Ostreidae
Product: L-rhamnonate dehydratase-like
Exons: 1
Coding region: 95-1384 (429 amino acids)
Biological process (GO): carbohydrate catabolic process
Molecular function (GO): hydro-lyase activity; magnesium ion binding
Source: RefSeq, a predicted model, not a curated record
UUUGCCGUAAUAUGUACUGUCACGGUCAGAAAGAUAAAGGAUUCUCAUUCCAAACUGGCAUAACGGUACAAGCAAGAUCACUGAAACGGCCACGAUGGAAGGAAAAACUAAAAUAUUUCCAAGGAUUAAGUGUGUACGAGCUUACGUCUCAGAAUCUAAACCCGAGGACCAGGGCGCCGACUGCCACGAUGUGGAAGAUACUCACUGGAUUAAUGGCUACCCCACCCCUAUAGCAAACCCCAUGUCUGGGUACGAGCAGUAUGCCUCCACUCGGAAAUCCUGGGGGAUCAACGCUCUCGGCACUCUGGUUGUGGAGGUGGAAGCAGACGAUGGAACAUGUGGAGUCGGUGUAACCAUUGGUGGUGUCCCUGGCUGUUACAUCGUGGAGAAACACCUCAGCAGGUUUGUGGAGGGACAGGAUCCUCGAGAUGUGGAGCUCAUGUGGGACCAAAUGUUCCGGGCCACCCUCAACUACGGACGCAAGGGUUUGCCUAUUCAGUGCAUUAGUGCUAUCGAUCUUGCACUAUGGGAUCUGCUGGGAAAGCUGAGAAAUGAACCGGUCUAUGCAUUACUUGGCGGGAAAACGAAGCAACGCCUCCCAGUGUAUUCUACUACUGCUCGUCCAGAUAUCGCAAAACAAUUGGGAUUUGUUGGCGCAAAAAUUCCGUGUGCUUAUGGGCCAGCUGAUGGUGACCAGGGAUUGAAGAAAAACGUGGAAAUAUUCAAGAAAUGGCGUGAAAUUGUAGGUCCAGAUUUCCCGCUCAUGCUGGAUUGUUAUAUGGCACUGAGUGUACCUUACACCGUGAAACUAGCGAAAGCACUUGAGCCCUUAGGAUUGAAGUGGAUAGAAGAGUUCUUGCCACCUGACAGCUAUGAAGGUUACAAAGAAGUACGGGAAGCCUUGCGUGGUUCCACAGUUUUACUGACUACAGCGGAACAUGAAUAUAGUCGCUAUGGAUAUCAACUUCUUCUUAAUUCUAAAUGUGUGGACAUUCUCCAACCAGACAUCUCGUGGCUCGGCGGAAUCACGGAAGCGCGACGAAUCGUCGCCAUGGCGUCAGCCCAUGACGUGUUGGUUGUUCCCCAUGGAUCCAGUAUUUAUUCUUACCAUCUACAAUAUGCCUUUCGUAACUGUCCUCUUGCAGAAUUUAUCAACCUUAGCCCGAAAGCGGAUAAAAUAGUCCCAUAUUUUGGUGGGUUAUUUCCAGACGAACCCUUACCAGCGGACGGUUUUAUCGACUUGCCCGAUCGGCCUGGGUUUGGCGUGACUCUGUGUAAAGACACACUGCGUCGACCAUUCCAACGUUCUUCGGAAGAAUCUAGAGUACAGGCGCUUAGUAACGCUACGUUCAAGUCCACAAAGAAAUCUCACAUGCCAUUUUGAACGUGUGCGUCUUUUUUACGAUAAUGAAAACAUACUAUUUUUCAGCUUUUCUAGCAUUCUACGUUAUUGAAAUUUAGAGGUAUCAAGUGAUAUAACCCAGAAUACCUUACUUUAUC